Messenger RNA from Cryptosporidium muris RN66, 1604 nucleotides. Its product is annotated as seryl-tRNA synthetase family protein. Gene Ontology annotation, biological process: seryl-tRNA aminoacylation. Gene Ontology annotation, cellular component: cytosol. Bases 216 to 1604 code for a protein of 462 amino acids. Gene Ontology annotation, molecular function: tRNA binding; serine-tRNA ligase activity; ATP binding. Lineage: Eukaryota; Apicomplexa; Conoidasida; Eucoccidiorida; Cryptosporidiidae. The transcript has a single exon. The record is from RefSeq and is a predicted model, not a curated record.
UAUAGACCUAUUAUGUGUAUACUAAAAGAAUUUCUAUCUCUUUAAAAUUUAACUAGUUUUUGACAUUACAUUUGGAAUAAAAUACCUUAGUAAUCGGGUUAGGAUUCAGUACUAUAGCGGUACCACACUCUGGACAAAAUUUUAAAUAAUAAUUCUAUGACAUUAGAGAAGUUUCAAAUUACAUAUCUGAAGACUAAAAUUGGAAUUAUUGAAGAAUGCCUAUAGAUAUUAAUCGAAUUAGAGUAGAGAAGGGUGGAGAUUAUGAUAAGAUAGCAGAGUCUGAAAUGGCAAGAUAUAGGGGUAUAGGAGGAUUGGAGGAGUUGGUGAAAAUCGACCAGCAAUGGCGUAAAGAUAUCUUCAAAUUAGAACAAGUUAAGAAGGAGGUCAAUGUAAUUUCGAAGGAAAUAGCUCAAAUAAAGAAAAAAGAUGCAAAGGCCAAUUGUGAAGAAUUACAGAAGAAGAGUAUGGAAUUGAAACAUGAAAUUCUUUUAACUGAGAAACGGGUCUUAGAAGUUGAGAAUAGACGUGAGGAGUUGUGGAACAGAAUAGGUAACAUAGUGCAACCAGAUGUCCCAAUAUCAAAUACUGAAGAUGACAACAAAGUAUUACGGAGGUGGGGUGAUAUCCCUAAUAUUAUAGUGGAUGGUACACCAGGGAAGAUGCAUCAUCACGAAGUCAUGAGUCGGUUAGGCUUUUAUGAUAGUGCUAAAGGGGCAGAAAUUGCAGGCCAUCGUGGUUACUUUUUAAAGCAAAGUGGAGUUCUUUUAAGUAUGGCACUAGUUCAUUAUGGCAUGAAUUUUUUGGUAAAACGAGGUUAUAUAGCUAUCCAACCUCCACUUUUUAUGAAGAGAGAUUUAAUGGCAAAGGCAGCUGAACUGAAGGAUUUUGAGGAAACAUUGUAUCACAUACCUGCAGAUAUGAAUAAUACAAAAGAUGCAGAUUCAAAUAGUUUGUUCUUAAUUGCAACUUCGGAACAACCCUUGGCUGCACUGCACAUAAAUACUUCUAUUGAACAGAAAGACCUUCCAAUUAAGUAUGCUGGUAUUUCAACCUGUUUUAGGAAGGAGGCAGGAGCACAUGGUAAGGAUACUUGGGGUUUAUUUAGGGUUCAUCAAUUUGAAAAAGUAGAACAAUUUUGUGUUACAACUCCAGAAGAAUCUAAUGAAAUGCAUGAAGAGAUGAUUAAUAUUUCGGAGGAAUUCUACCAGUCUUUAGGAUUACCAUAUAGGGUUGUAUCAAUAGUUUCUGGUGCACUAAAUGAUGCAGCAGCUAAAAAGUACGAUUUAGAAGCUUGGUUUCCAGGUUACAAUAAUUAUAGAGAGCUAGUAUCAUGUUCAAAUUGUACAGACUAUCAAUCUAGGGCUUUAGAAUGCCGUAUGGGAUUUAAAAAGGGAGAUCGUGAAAAACUCUAUUGUCACUUUUUAAAUGGUACUUUAUGUGCUGUUCAAAGAACUUUAUGUUGUAUUGCAGAGAAUUAUCAAACUACAACCGGCUUAAAGAUACCAGCAGUUCUUCAACCAUAUUUAGGUAUGGAUUUUAUCCCUUAUCCAGAUAUUUGCCAAUCAAAUAUAGAAGAUUUAAAAGGAAAUCUGACUAGUGAGUAA